This is a messenger RNA of Bombyx mandarina (wild silkworm), 2447 nucleotides long. Its product is annotated as visual system homeobox 2. Gene Ontology annotation, cellular component: nucleus. Gene Ontology annotation, molecular function: DNA-binding transcription factor activity, RNA polymerase II-specific; sequence-specific double-stranded DNA binding. Lineage: Eukaryota; Metazoa; Arthropoda; Insecta; Lepidoptera; Bombycidae. Gene Ontology annotation, biological process: regulation of transcription by RNA polymerase II. The record is from RefSeq and is a predicted model, not a curated record.
GUGAAGCUCGGGAGCCAGCACGCCGAGGGGGGUCCUCUCGUUUUUACAAAGCGCCCGGCGGUGUACCGCUCAGAAGCGCUGCGGACGCCGGACAGAGCGCUCGUGUCGCGUUUUUAACACGAUACCAACAAUUUUCCGCGAAUUUCAAUCGCACCUAAAUUCUAACUUUAAGUAAACUUGUAGCCUAAGCGAGGCCUAAUCUACUCUAGUUUAAUAAUUAAUAAGUGAAUUUUCUAACAUUGAAUUAGUGUGACUUGUAAACGAACGGUCUAAUAUUGUGAUAAAAUUGUAAAAAAAAAACAAGACAAAGAUACAUGUCUUCAGUUAUGUAAGCUGAGAUCGUAGCGAGUGGUCAGAUACUGUUUCGCUCAAAAUGCAAGCGAUGAGCGCUAACGCAAGCGCUCCCAGAGCACCCCAGCGCUCUCCAUUCGCCAUCCAAGAGCUGCUAGGUCUCUCCGAUAACCGCGAGAGCAGAGAGAGAUACUUCGAGAGCCGAGAUGGAGAUAGAGUACUCAAUUUAUCUGAGAGCAGAGAGCCCCGGUCGGCUUACACUCCUCAGUUUCCUCUGCCGGCCUCUGUUGCGAGUCGCGUGGCCUAUGCAGCAGCUUUCAAUGCUCAAGCCGCAGUAGCCGCAGCCUUCCUCCCGGGUCCUCCAUUACUGCAUCAUCCACCAGGAUUCCCGCAGAUCAAGUCUCCUUAUAGUCCGACUUCGCAGCCGCAUCUGACAGCAGUCCGACAAUUUUACACAGGCGUGUCUUCUUUGGAAGCGGCAAAAGACUUCACGGUAGACGGCCUCACAGGAUACAAUGGGAAGAAGAAGAAGAAAAAACGAAGACAUAGCAGGACGAUCUUCACCUCCUAUCAGCUGGACGAACUGGAGAAGGCCUUCAAAGACGCUCACUACCCCGACGUAUACGCAAGAGAAAUGCUGUCCUUGAAAACCGACCUGCCCGAAGAUCGGAUCCAGGUCUGGUUCCAAAACCGUCGAGCGAAAUGGCGCAAAACUGAGAAGUGCUGGGGUCGGUCCACCAUAAUGGCCGAAUACGGACUGUACGGCGCGAUGGUGCGACAUUCCCUCCCGCUACCGGAGACCAUCCUCAACAGCGCCAAGGAAAACGAUUCGGUCGCGCCGUGGCUGCUCGGAAUGCACCGAAAAUCGAUAGAGGCAGCUCGUCACCUCAAGGAAUCAGGGUCGGAACGGGAGGGAUCUGAACCGGAAGCGGACAGGGCCACGUCUACUUCUCCACAUCCUCACGAAAAUCAGGCGCAAAGCUCUCCAGCGAGCAGUACUACUGCAUCAUCGUCGGCUAGGGGUCGAGCGUCGCCCGACCCAGCGCGCGACGACCCCGACGCCUUCCGCAACAACAGCAUCGCCUGUCUGCGGGCCAAGGCGCAAGAGCACCAGGCUAGAAUACUCUCCAAUAACUUACUUAUGCAGGUCCGCGGCCUAACACGCACUCCGAUCAGCACUCCUAAUGCGGAAGAUGACGGUCCCGGAGACAUAGACGUGGGCACGGAGCAACCACUGGAUACCACGGCCCAUCCCGCGCAUUUGUAUUGACAGACCUAUUGACAGCUCAACGUAAUGACAUAUUGACGCGCUGGUUUGACAUAAUCAAAGAUGUCGGCGACGGAGUCCACAUUGACGCGGAUCAAAAGAGCGCUCUUGAUUUUUAUUUUACUAUAAUAAUAAACGUUAUUUUUAGUAUGUACGAAACUUUGUGUGUUCAAGAUCGUUGAUAGAAUUCGUAACAAAGUUGUAUAUAAAUACUCCACUGAUAGAGCUGUCUACAUAAACAGAGUGAAAUCCUUGUCUACAGUUUAUCGAGUCGAGUCUGCACAAUGUUAUGCGAAAAAACAUAACUGCAUAUUCAAUUAUGCACAACUAUGCGAGUGCACGAUGAAAUGCAUUCGCGCUCUAUGCGCGAUUUUUUGUUACGAAAAUUCUACCAUCGAUUCUUCUAAGAGCUUUAGCACAUACCUACUAUAAAUAACGUAAGUGUAUUAUAAAUUUCAGCACGCGAUAAAAAGUCCAUGUUCUCUGUCUUUGGUUAUAUUAUUGUAUAAACUGCAAUUCACUCCACUGUAACAACUAACAGUCCGCAUGACCAGCGCCUUUCAAACUUCGGAUUCAACUCAAGUGUAAUUAUGUAAAUUAUUGUUACGCGUAUUUAAAUGAAUCCUCUUCGUGCAAUACAUUUAGUUAAGUAUUUAUCUGCAGUAGGAUUGAGAUAGGAUUGUAUAAAGUUUCCAGUUCUUAGAUUAUUUGGCGAGUCGACGUGGGAACGAUUCGGAGUCUAAAGCAUGAUUUAAAUGACAGUUAAUAAGUUUGACAGAUGUCUUAAUGUGUCAUGACAUUACCACAGAUUCAGAAAACGGGCGAUUCAAACAUUUAUUUUGUUUAAGAAUCGCUUAGCAUUUAUUUUAUUUUUUAUGACUCUUUUUUA